GAUUUGCGAAAAAAAACAUAAAACUAGUGAACAACUGGAUUUGAACAAGGUGAGAAAGAUUGAUAUAGGCUGGUUGGUGCCCUCCGAAUCUACCAAUGAAAUGUAUGUAGUGGAGAGAUUGUCAUUAGGUUGCACAUGUAAACUUGUCUGUGAUAAAUGUCAGGCGUGUAUACAUCAGUAUACAUGUUCCUGUCUGGACUGCAGUGUCAAAUGGAACAUGUGCAAACAUAUUCAUUUGGUAUGCACAUUCAUUAGCAAAAUCUCGGGCGAAGAAGUCCAAACGGAAUCAGUUCGCCAGGAUCAUAAAAGUGAUGAAGAACUUAAUGCAAUUUUGCAAGCAGUCAGUACGAGCAAAACGGAAGCAAAAUUGGAUGCGGAUAAGAAAGACUUUAUCCUAACUCUUAUGACAUAUGUCAAUCAAUGCAGAACGUCAGAAGAAUUAGAUAUAUUAAAAAAACUUACUGCACCAUUUCCCCCAACACUGCAAGCUGUGCGAACAAAUCCAGCAUCUAGUUCUUUAUUGCCAUCUGCUAGAAACAUAUCUACUAAUAAAAAUGUUCAGCCGCAGAGGCGUAUAUACUCAACUAGAAAAGUGACAAAGGAAAAACACAAGGAAAUCCCGACUCAAAAUGAGACUUACACUUUAGCAUUACAACUUUUGUCUUCAGAAAAAAAAAUCGGUAGUUAAUCGUAUUAUUGUAUUGUAACGGAAAUGAUCUGGUUUGCCCCGGAUUGUUAAUUUACUUAAAUCAAUUACUAAAUAUGUUAGUCCAUG
This is a messenger RNA of Dendroctonus ponderosae (mountain pine beetle), 775 nucleotides long. RefSeq lists its product as uncharacterized. The record is from RefSeq and is a predicted model, not a curated record. Bases 101 to 688 code for a protein of 195 amino acids. The transcript has 2 exons. NCBI's taxonomy places the organism in Eukaryota, Metazoa, Arthropoda, Insecta, Coleoptera, Curculionidae.